AUUGGGAUUUGGCCAUUGUUUCACGUCGGACGUUUUACAGACGUUACUCAGGCCUCAAGACUUCCGGUGUGCCAUAAUACCGCUGCGCAUACAUCAGGUUUGUUUAACCAUUUCACCUGCUCGCUGGUUAAUAUCAUAAUUCUAUGUACUCAGGCCUUUAAGUACAGCUACGGACAGAGUCAUAGGUUCUUUAGUUUACAGCUCUACCAGCUGUACUAUCUACUCCCUUUAAAAACACGUAAUUAGCUCCAGAAGUUGUUUAGCAACAGUCGACCAUGCUAGUUUGACCUAGCUAACGUCGACUAGCUAAUGUGCUGGCACCAACCGCUGGACUCACUCAGCGGGUUUAACGUUAUAAGGAAUUAACUCAUCUUCCAUUUCGCUGAAUGUGCGACCUUAAUGGUACCUUUUUGUAAAUCAAUCAUGACUUUAUUCAGCCAUAACUCUGAACUAGCGGGCUGACGUUAUGUAGCUACGUGUCCUGACAUCUGGCCUGUUGACGUUGGCUACCUGCUAGCUAACUGGUGUGCUGCAACCUUUAGCUAGUACACUUUAGCUUAACAUAAAUAACGGAAUGCCUCGUGCUAAACUUGUGUCUAAAUAAUGGUAUCAUAAUUAUUCACACAUGUAUAUGUCGUAAGCAUGACCAGCUUUACGUUUGCAAUAGAAGUGUUUGGAAUUGGUCCGCGCAAUGCAUUGUGGUCGGACAGCCCGGGGAACAACAGGCGAAUAACCAGUAAUAGAGUUAACGUUGGAUUAAAACCAUUGCAACAAAUGUCAACUUUUAUUUGAAGUCCUUAAUGUCACUAUGUGGUUAUUUAACAACUGCUGAUUUCCAACGAUGCCUCAAAAUCUCACAUCUUACCUUAAAUCCGCAAAGUUUUAAUUGUUCCUGUAUUGGCCAAGGGAGUAACAGUGGGACGCUUCUCUGUCAUGUCUCUAUUACAACUGUAUUGGUCCAAGCUGAACUGAAAUGACAUCUAAUAAACACAUGUAUCCUUUGUGUGUGUGUGUGUGUGAUGUGGAGCAGGCGGUGGAGAGUGGACGCUGAUGGGGGACGAAAAGGAGACCUGGAAAGUAAAAACUCUUGACGAAAUUCUACAGGAGAAAAAACGCAGAAGAGAAUUAGAAGAGAAAACAGAUCCCAAGCGCCAGAAAAAUAAUUUUCCAUUAAAACCUACCAUGUCCACACAGGGCCCUGUUCCACAGGCGGAUGAUCGUGAAGCCAAACGAGAUACUCCGGAGGAAGGAGAACUACGGGAUCAAAAGAUGGAAAUAACAAUUCGUAAUUCCCCGUACGCACGGGAGGAUUCGACAGAGGACAGGGGCGAGGAAGACGAAUCAUUGGCUAUCAAGCCUCCACAGCAAAUAGCAAGAAAAGACAAGUCUCACCACAGAAAGGAGGAGAAGAGAAAAGACAAAAGACGCCAUCGCAGUACCUCUGCAGAAGGAGCAGGGAAACAAGUACGACCCAAAGACAAAGAAAAAGAGCGAGAGAACGAACGCAGGAAGCGUCAGUGGGAGGAGGACAAAGCCCGGAGAGACUGGGAGAGGCAGAAACGGAGAGAGCAGGCCAGAGCUCAUUCACGCAGAGAAAGACCCCGAUUGGAUUCUCCUGGGUUUUUUUUGGACCACAGGGACCGCCUGGAACAGCAGGAGCGCCAGCGCGAGCGCGACAGAAAGCUGCGCGAACAGCAGAAAGAGCAACGCGAGCUGAAGGAGCGGGAGAGGAGGGCCGAGGAGCGACGCAAAGAGAGAGACAGUCGGCGAGAAGUGCCAUCUCACCAUCGGAUGCUACCGGAUGAGUACGGUGACAAGCCAAAACAAAGUCACAGCCACAGCCGGAGUCCCACACGCAUUCCCCGGGACAGAUCUGAACUCGGCGAACCACGGAAAAGUGCACCGUCGAAGGAGGAGAAGCCAGAGGGCAAAGACCUGCUCGCAGACCUCCAGGACAUCAGUGACAGCGAGAGGAAGACCAGCUCAGGAGGAUCCUCCAUCGCAUCGGGAUCAGGAUCAGGGUCAGAUGAUGAAGAUGACGACGAUGAAGAGGAGUCCAGCAGCCAGACUGAGGGUGAAGAAGAGGAAGGGGAGUCUGUUUCGGGCUCGGGACGGUCCGAGCAGAGUGCAGAGGACGUGAGCGAGGACGAGCAGUCAGCGGAAGACUUUGAAGACGAGAGAGAAAAUGGGAAUCACAUACCUGCCGUUUUGACAGAUUUCCCACUUGGCCUCACAGUGCCGGAGUCCCGUUUCGAUCACGACUCCGAGGAGAGCGGUGAGGACAUGGAGGAGGAGGAGGAGCAGCAGGAGGAGGAGGAGGAGGAAGAGGAGGAUGACGACGACACAGGAGAGGGUGACCCCACGCCUCACUCUCAAACUCACUCUCGCUCCCCCACCCCCGAAGAGAACUACAUCCCAGAUUCCCCUCCAAUCUCCCCCGUGGAGCUGAAGAAGGAGCUUCCCAAGUAUCUGCCUGCGUUACAGGGUUGUCGCAGUGUUGAGGAGUUCCAGUGCCUGAACCGGAUAGAAGAGGGAACCUACGGCGUGGUGUACAGGGCCAAGGACAAAAAGACGGAUGAAAUUGUGGCCUUGAAAAGGUUGAAGAUGGAGAAGGAGAAGGAGGGCUUCCCCAUCACGUCUUUAAGAGAAAUCAACACGAUCCUGAAAGCUCAGCACCCAAACAUCGUCACAGUGAGGGAAAUAGUUGUUGGAAGUAAUAUGGACAAGAUCUACAUCGUGAUGAACUACGUGGAACAUGACCUGAAGAGUCUGAUGGAAACCAUGAAGCAGCCCUUCCUGCCAGGCGAAGUGAAGACUCUGAUGAUUCAGCUGCUGCGAGGUGUCCGACAUCUCCACGACAACUGGAUCCUCCAUCGCGACUUAAAGACAUCCAAUCUGCUGCUGAGCCACAAGGGUAUCCUCAAGAUUGGCGACUUUGGCUUGGCCCGGGAGUACGGUUCCCCCCUGAAGCCCUACACCCCUGUAGUGGUGACCCUGUGGUACCGAUCACCAGAGCUGCUGCUCGGAGCCAAGGAGUACUCCACAGCUGUGGACAUGUGGUCAGUGGGCUGCAUAUUUGGCGAGCUCCUCACCCAGAAACCUCUUUUCCCUGGAAAAUCUGAAAUCGACCAAAUUAACAAGGUUUUUAAGGAUCUGGGGUCACCCAGCGAGAAGAUCUGGCCCGGCUACGGCGAGCUGCCCGCUGUGAAGAAGAUGACUUUCACAGAGUAUCCCUACAACCACCUGCGAAAACGCUUCGGAGCGCUGCUCUCAGAUCAAGGCUUUGACCUCAUGAACAAAUUCCUCACCUACUGCCCCAGUAAGAGGAUUCUAUCGGACGAGGGGCUCAAGCACGAGUACUUCCGCGAGACGCCGCUGCCCAUCGACCCGUCCAUGUUCCCCACCUGGCCGGCCAAAAGUGAGCAACAGAGGGUGAAGAGAGGCACCAGUCCUCGUCCACCCGAGGGAGGACUGGGCUACAGUCAACUGGCCGGCGAUGACGACCUCAAAGACACGGGCUUCCACUUGACAACCAGCAACCAGGGAGUGUCUGCAGUCGGUCCAGGAUUCAGCCUCAAGUUCUGAGCCCAAAACUCUGCAGGAUACCUGGCUGUCCAGCUGAGGAAGCGAGAGCGAAGAGAUCUGGGACUCGUUCUUUCGGAGUUGGGACAGUGUCACUGGUACACAGCUAUGAACCAGAUAAAUAUCUGAACAUUUGCAACUGUUACCAAAUAGUCAGGACUGUCUCACAGCAAAGACUGGUGGCUCAAGCAUGUCGAAUCUUCCGAAUUUGUCGCUCGACUUUUUUCGGCUUCUCAAACCAUUUUUAAAUGUGUCCAUUGUAGCUCUUAAGAGGAGACGCGACCGUACAUCUGUUAGACGUUUAGCUCUCAUCUUUGACUUUUGUUUUAUUUUCCCUUUUUAUAUUUCAUGAGAGAGGAGCAGAUUUUCUAAACGGUUGGUAUUUCCUGGCUGCCUGAGCUACUGUAUAAUGAUGCAGCGUUGGCUGUGUUUUCCAUCCAGCAUUAUGCUCGAAAUUUACUUAGGACUGUCGGUGUCACUUGAUGGCAGCGGGAUGAUGUUUUUGCAAGAAAUAAAGUUUGAAACUUUG
Molecule: messenger RNA, 4111 nt
Organism: Anarrhichthys ocellatus (wolf-eel)
Lineage: Eukaryota; Metazoa; Chordata; Actinopteri; Perciformes; Anarhichadidae
Gene: cdk11b
Product: cyclin dependent kinase 11B
Exons: 20
Coding region: 1051-3585 (844 amino acids)
Biological process (GO): protein phosphorylation; regulation of mitotic cell cycle
Cellular component (GO): nucleus
Molecular function (GO): ATP binding; protein serine/threonine kinase activity
Source: RefSeq, a predicted model, not a curated record